CUGUUAGGAGCACAAAACAGGAAGUUUGUUUGCUCUUUGUUGACACGAUAAAUGUCUGUAAUGUAAAAUCUCCAAAUGUUAAUUGAAGAACUAGCUAUGUAUUCUAGACUUUAGUUGGACUAAACUCUUGUUCAUGGCGGUUUUCCAUGUUUCAACGUUUACGUUUUGCUGUUGUCCAUAAGAACUACUGGAGAAUUUGUUGAAUUUGAGGAAGUCUUGUUUGUCCGAAAAGGCUUGGAGAUCACUAUGGGGUCUGCAGUGGAGCGAACUGAUGAGCAUGUAAGGGAAUAUCUCAUAUAUCGUGGCUUCACCAACACUCUGAAACAAAUGGACAGCGAGAUCAAAGCUGAUAAGGAGAAAGGCUUUCGGGUGGAUAAGAUCAUUGAUCAGCUGCUGCAGUUUAUCCAGAGUUUUGAACUGUCUGCUCUGAAGGACUACUGGCUCUACUUGGACAGACGCCUUUUCUGCAGACUAGAGGAUGUUUACCGACCCACUGUGAACAAACUAAGAGCAAGCCUGUUCAGAUAUUAUGUUAUAAACACCAUCCAGAAAGGAAACUUGGAGAAGACUCAGGAAUUUUUCCAGAAGCAGGCUAUGGAGCUGCAGGGUCAGCCCGAGUGGCGGGAUUGGUUCAUUUUGCCGUUUAUCCCUGCACCUGAACAGAACCCGGCUUUUGCUCCAUAUUUCUCCCGCCAGUGGUCUGACACCUUCCUGGUUUCGCUGCACAACUUCCUUUCUGUGGUCUUUCAGUGUAUGCCCCAACCAGUGCUGCUGAGUUUUGAUUCUGAAGUCCAGAAGACAACAAGCCUCACUGAGGAGAAUGAGCAGCUUCGUCAGCUGCUUUUUGCCCUGCAAACAGAAAGUCGAGACCAGAGCAGUGGAGACGAGGUGGUCCAUCACAAGCUUCCCCCGUAUGUUCAGAACAUGGACCGGCUGGGAGAUACUGAGCUUGACUUGGUAUCAACCCAGCGGGCUGUCAGUGUUGCCACCACACCAUCCAGGAACUUCUUCUCAACAUUCCUACCACAAGGUCGCCGCACCCCAGGAGGGAAAACGCAGCAGGUGACCUCUGUGUCUUCACCAAGCCAGGCAGUAAUUGGCAGAAAGGACCAAACAACUACUCAGUCUGCGAAGUCAAAAGAUGCAGUCCAAGUAAAAGAAGUGAAACCAGCCUCUAGUCAAAUAUCAGGCGGCGAACUGUCAAGUUCUCAAUCCCAACAUUCAAAUCAGCAGACAAAUCAACCAUCACAUUUACGCCACAAGAAAAUCCAGGAUCAUGAAAAAGAGCGCAAGGAGCUUUUCUCAAAACCAUCGUCACAGUUACAAGAGAAAAAGGGCGAGGUAGGAGAGGUGGAACCUCCAAAUGACACCGCAAGCGAAGCUCCUGACUCUUCCUCCUCAAGCAGCAGGAGCAGCGGCAGAGGAGCAGGAGGAGCCGGGCUAUCAGUAGAGCAGCCAUUUAUCAAACUCAGUCAGGAGGAAUAUGGAGAACAUCAUUCCUCCAUCAUGCACUGCAGGGUUGAUUGCUCAGGUCGCAAAGUUGCCAGUUUGGAUGUAGAUGGUGUUAUUAAGGUGUGGUCCUUCAAUCCCAUCAUGCAGACCAAAGCCACCAUCAUGUCCAAGUCUCCUCUACUUUGCCUAGAGUGGGCCACCAAACCCGACAGAUUGUUGUUACUAGGAAGCGGUGUUGGCACAGUUCGGUUGUAUGAUACAGAAGCUAAGAAGAAUCUAUAUGAGAUGAGCAUUGAUGAAACUCAUCCACGUAUCUUGUCUUUGGCCUGCAGUCCCAGUGGUUCAUCUUUUGUUUGUUCAGCUGCAGCUAUCAACCGAACUGCACUUGUUGAGCCUGUUCAUCGUCUCCCAAUUCAGGUGUCUGGACAGCUGCUGCUCUGGGACACCAAGACAGUGAAACAACAGCUCCAGUUCUCUUUAGAACCUGAACCAGUCGCCAUUAACUGCACAGCUUUCAACCACAAUGGGAACUUGCUGGUAACCGGAGCUGCGGAUGGAGUCAUCAGACUCUUUGACAUGCAGCAGUAUGAGAGUGCUAUGAGCUGGAGAGCACAUGAUGGGGAGGUUUACAGUGUUGAAUUCAGCUACGAUGAAAACACCGUCUUUAGCAUCGGAGAAGAUGGAAAGUUCAUCCAGUGGAACAUUCAUCGAUGUGGAAUAAAGCAGUCAGAGCAGGUUUUACCUCAAGAUGCCACUGGGCCUUUUGUCCUGUCGGGGUACAGCGGCUAUAAACAGGUCCAGGUUGCCCGGGGUCGCCUCUUCACCUUUGACUCAGAAGGACAACACGUCCUGACUUGUUCAAGUUCUGGAGGGAUCAUUUGCAAACUGACAAAUGGAGAACCUGCUCUGGAGAGCGUGCUGUCUCUGGGCGGACACAAAGCACCGGUGGUGACGGUUGACUGGUGCUCGGCAUUGGACUGCGGUACUUGCUUGACUGCCUCCAUGGACGGAAAGAUCAAACUGAGCACUCUCCUUGCACAGAAGUCCUGAUCCAAAACCAGAGUACUAUACAUUCCUUUGAGGGGCAGAGGUUAUAAAACAUACAUCAAGCAGAAUACAAUAGAUGCCAUGCAGAGAUGAUUCCAGAAUCUAAUGUCAGCAGUUCCAUGUUGAAUACAAACAUAUUCAACAUUCAUGUAAAUACAGUAUUAAAAGUCCGAAGAGAGUGAAGAUGAGGAUGCUUUUUUUCUCGUUUAAACUGCCCUAAAACUAUUGUCCUUUUUAUGUAGAAAAGCAUGGACAUCUGCAUUUUUUUUUGUACUUGUAAUUUGAAAGUACCUAUUCAUUAACAUUACAAUCGUUUCAAAUGUCUGCACUGCAAAAAGUGUUUAGGUCAAAUCAAAAGUUUGAAACUUGAGAAACAGCAACUUUUAUCUUGUAUUGUUUCAUCAGGUAAUGUUUACGGUACUUUCUGUAGAUCUUAGACGUUAACAGUACAUCAAUAAAAAUUGCAAUG
Molecule: messenger RNA, 2968 nt
Organism: Syngnathoides biaculeatus (alligator pipefish)
Lineage: Eukaryota; Metazoa; Chordata; Actinopteri; Syngnathiformes; Syngnathidae
Gene: wdr91
Product: WD repeat domain 91
Exons: 18
Coding region: 247-2502 (751 amino acids)
Biological process (GO): early endosome to late endosome transport
Cellular component (GO): late endosome membrane; extrinsic component of endosome membrane; early endosome membrane
Molecular function (GO): protein binding; phosphatidylinositol 3-kinase regulator activity
Source: RefSeq, a predicted model, not a curated record